Messenger RNA from Triticum urartu, 1070 nucleotides. Its product is annotated as transcription factor WRKY19. Gene Ontology annotation, molecular function: DNA-binding transcription factor activity; transcription cis-regulatory region binding. Gene Ontology annotation, cellular component: nucleus. The record is from RefSeq and is a predicted model, not a curated record. Gene Ontology annotation, biological process: regulation of DNA-templated transcription. Lineage: Eukaryota; Viridiplantae; Streptophyta; Magnoliopsida; Poales; Poaceae.
UCGCCACCACACUAAGCUCAUCAACUCUCAUCGCAAUUCACAACCCGCGAAGCGCGCGCACGCUCGCCCACGCCAGGUGCUGCUGAGCUGAACCGGGGGCCGGGCAUGGACGACACGGCGGCGACGCUGGCGACGGAGCUGGACGGGCUGCUGGCCAUGGCGAGGGAGCUGGAGGUGCGCCUCGAAGGCGACCAGGGCGCGCCGGGCACCGCCAGGGAGCUCUGCGCCGCUCUGGCCGCGUCCGUCGACCGGGCCAUGCGCCUCGCCGGGAGCAGCCCGCGCGGCGGCGGCGACGGCGAAGGCAAUGCCACCGGCAGGGCGAGCGUGAGCGGCAGGAAGGCCGCAGCGGGAAAGGUGAGGAGGCAGGUGCGGGUGGCGUCGGUGACGGACGCGGGGCCGCUCAACGACGGGCUCAGCUGGCGCAAGUACGGCCAGAAGGACAUCCUCGGCGCCCCGUACCCGCGGGCAUACUUCCGGUGCACGCACCGGCACACGCAGGGCUGUCAGGCCACCAAGCAGGUGCAGCGCGCCGCUGCCGACCCGCUGCUCUUCGACGUCGUGUACCACGGCACGCACACCUGCGCCUGCGCCCAGGCCGCCGCGUAUCAACAGUCGCCUGCUAGCUUCGGGCAGGAGCAGCAGAGCCCGCCGGCCGCGGCGCCGGAGGAGAUUCAGUGGCCGGCCACGCCGCCCUCGUUCCCUUCCCCGCCGGACGGCAACGUUGGCGACUGCUACCCCUCCGUGUGCGAGCUUGACGGCGGCUACGGCUACGGCUACGCUGCCGGCGGAGGCCUCGGGGCUGACAUGUGGUUCGGGAGUCAACUGGACGAGUGGUUCCUGAAUCUGUCCGAGGUUAAGAACCUGUAGGUGCUUGCUGCAGCCAGCAUCGUACUGUGUAGUGUAUUCGCAGCACUGCAGCUGUAUUUAGAUUCAGACUCGUGUGAUCGCCGGCCUGAGCGGACGAGCAGGGGAGCGGCAUCGGAUGAGUAGUUAGUCCAACAGUUUGCAUCUCGAGCAGGGAAAACAAUUGAACUAUCAACGUCUAGAGACUUAAUUUGAUUCUUGCGUAA